GAAUUGGUCGUGGGAGGUUUCCUAGUUGUUUUAAAAUGUUGAUAAAAGUGUCGGUUUUGAUGCUGCUUGCCGCCUUCCAAUGCAAGAGUGAAAAGUCUAACUCCACAAACGAAGGGCCAUAUUGUGAUCAAUUUGGAUACGAAGUUCUCCAGGCUGGAUUGGAUAGCAUCAACUUCAAUAUGCAACAGGAUUACCUCCGUUCGAUCGAGUACCAGCAGAAGCUAAAGGCGGAAAUGGAAGAACUUCGCAGAACGCUUCAGGGCACCGGAAAUUAUGUUGCCGUACAAACGAAAACUUUGGCCGAAGUGCAGCGCGAUCUGGUUAUUAUGGCACUGAAUGUUUCGCUUCUGCUCAGUGACACCGGAAAAAUCAGCCAAACUCAACAAGUUCUCCCGACGACCGAGAUGAUGAACGACUUAGUUCUGCAGCUAUUGGCCAAUCACACAGAUUCCAAAAACAGAUUCAAUACCAUGACUCGACAUGCAGGACACAAUAUUCCUCAAACCUGUUCAGAUGUCGCGGGAAGUCGCUCGGGAGUCUAUCGAUUGCAGCCUCAAGCGGGGUUUCAGGAAUCUUUUGAGGCGUUCUGUGAUCAAGAAUAUGAAGGUGGAGGUUGGACGGUGAUCCAAAAUCGAUUGAAUGGUUCGGUGAACUUUUUCCGAGGCUGGGAAGCUUACGAGAAGGGCUUCGGUGAUCUGCGUGGAGAAUUUUGGCUUGGGCUCAGCAAAAUGCAUGAGCUGUCCUACUCCAAGCCCCAUGAGCUGCAUAUCAUUCUUGAGGAUUACGAAGGAAAGCAGGUCGUGGCGAAGUAUGACAGUUUCCAAGUCGCUGGUCCCGAAGAAGAGUACAAACUAACGUUAGGAACUUUCAGUGGUGAUGCUGGAAAUUCCAUGGAGCAUCACAAUGGCAUGAAAUUUUCCACAAAGGAUUCCGAUAAUGACAUUUGGAGUGAAAAUUGUGCUCUCAAAGCCCAGGGAGCCUGGUGGUUUGGCAAAUGUCAUAACAGCCAUUUGAAUGGGCUGCACCUAAAGGGCAAAGCAGCAGAAGCAGAAUGGAAAGGAAUUCGGUGGGAUGCAUUUCGCGGUAAAGAUUAUUCGCUGAAACGUACCAGAAUGAUGAUUCGCCGUAACCUAUAACUUUAGAACUUAAGUGAAUUACUCUGAGUUAUAGCCAUGUUUCGUUAUUUGAAAACUUUGGAAACAUGAAAUCCCAACACCACGUUUCAUAGUAACACUGGAAUAACACAAUUAUCUAGGAUAAA
This is a messenger RNA of Uranotaenia lowii, 1261 nucleotides long. RefSeq names its product angiopoietin-related protein 7-like. The transcript is spliced from 4 exons. NCBI's taxonomy places the organism in Eukaryota, Metazoa, Arthropoda, Insecta, Diptera, Culicidae. The record is from RefSeq and is a predicted model, not a curated record. The coding region runs from base 36 to 1136 and encodes 366 amino acids.